AUGCUGGUGCUAAACUGUGCUACCAAAUUACUGACCCUGGAAAAAGUGCUGAAGGGUCACUUUCCCGAAUCACUCAAGGUUUAUGGAGCAGUGAUGAACAUAAAUCGCGGGAACCCCUUUCAAAAGGAAGUGGUAUUGGACUCAUGGCCAGACUUCAAAGCUGUCAUCACUCGGCGGCAGAAAGAGGCUGAGACAGAUAACCUGGACCAUUACACAAACGGCUAUGCUGUGUUCUACAAGGAUGUAAGAGCUUACCGACGGCUGCUGGAAGAACGUGACGUUAUCAACUGGGACCAGGUUUUCCACAUACAAGGGCUGCAGAGUGAGUUGUAUGACAUUUCCAAAGCUGUUGCCAGCUCCAAGCGGUUGGAUGUGAAGCUAAGUUCCAGCAAGGCGGUCCGUUUGUCUGUGGUGUCAGCUCCGCCAGACACCAGUCUCCU
Myotis lucifugus (little brown bat) is the source of this 440-nucleotide messenger RNA. RefSeq names its product glycine N-acyltransferase-like protein 3. Gene Ontology annotation, molecular function: glycine N-acyltransferase activity. The transcript has 4 exons. The annotation marks the transcript as partial. Gene Ontology annotation, cellular component: mitochondrion. NCBI's taxonomy places the organism in Eukaryota, Metazoa, Chordata, Mammalia, Chiroptera, Vespertilionidae. The record is from RefSeq and is a predicted model, not a curated record.